CCUGUGGGUCACUGUGCGGCACGGGAGACUUGUGCGUCAGGCCACCGUACAGUCUGCUUAUAUGAAACCUUCCAACACUACAUUAAAGGCGACGUGAUGCCUCAGAAUAGUAUGAACUUCAAGGGAAGAAGAAGAGGAGCACAUCACAACAGCUGUAAAGCAAAUAGUCUGGUCAACGGUCAGGUCCCAAGCACAAGUGUAGUUAAUGGACCCGCUGCUCACAGUGGCUGCCCAGCCACUGCCACUAGAAUCAGUGAGAUCACGCCAGCUGGCAUACUGAAUGGUACCAAACCGCAAUGCAUGGUUAAUGGUUUUAUUAACCAUGGUUACAAAGGCAAGAGUACAAAAGCUGCGCCCCCAAGGACACUCAGGAAACAAGGAAAUACGACUUCAGCUGUGACUGAUGCCUCAGCAGCUGGCAGGGUCAGCAGUAGAGACAUUUCAGGUGGCAGCUCACUCCGUGGGGCCAGCAGUCUAGACACUGUUUCUCUGCCUAGUAAUUCUGACAAAAAGGAACCAGAGCCCAGCCUGUCAGCAGCAGCAAAAAAAACAAAAAGAUGGAAGAGAUUCAGACGUAAGAAGAGAAACACUGAAGUCGUCUGUGGGGGGAACUCUACGCCCCUGCUGCCACAAGAGGAGGAAGACUGGGAGAAUGAGAUCCAAGAGGUCACACUCACUAACUGGGAAAAGAUGUGUUUUGGGAUCAGACCAUAUGGUCCUGAAGAUGUGAUCCAUUUUGCUUUGAGGGAUUUAACAGUUCAGCAAAGGGACGCAGUUGACCUGCCGGUGACAGCCAAGUUCAGCCCAGCGGCAUACCAUCCACGUCCUGUUCGAUGGGUCUGCUACAACAUUUCCACUGAGCCGGGCCAGUUCGCCGAUGCUGAUGAGUAAGCCAGACAUAUGCUGUGUUUUAGGGAAAUGGUUGAAAGCAGUGUUCACUUACCAAAUCAACUAAUAGCCCUUUAGUUAGCCUUUAAAGGCACAUAGUACUUUUUCUGGUCAUGUGACCCAUUUGAGGAUCCUGGAUAGUGCCCAUAGAUAGAAUAUUUGUUUUGUCAGCAUCUUCUGGUUUUUUUUUUAGGCUCAUUUAAAACAUUAGUGGAAGAAAUCAGCAUUCAUGCAAAGCGUCAAAAUGAAAUAGGAUAAAGGCAGCAUAGGUCAAAGAUUGUAGAGGUGGACUUUAGGUUGAAACCUUUUUUAUAAUAGGUUUUAUUUUAUAUUUUAGAUUCAGGUUUUAUAUUUGUUUUAUAUUAAUUUGUUGGGCUUUUGUGAUCUUAAGGAAUUAUUUUAGUUAAAUACCAUACUGAAGUGACUGAAAAUGGUCAUGCAUUUGCUGCUGGGUUCCAUAUCUUCAUAAGUUUGCUAGUCUUUCAAAGACUAAACUAAUAGUUUUUAUCUAAAAUUUUUUUUGUGUGUGUGUUUAAAAACACCUGAAAUAGGAAAAUUGUUGUCGUUGCUCUUUUGAGUGAUUAUACGAUCAGUUGUAUUGUUUAUACAUUGCAUGUGUUCACAACAAGUACAUGACAAAACUAUAUCAAUUUGGGACAGCCCGCCUUACCAAUAAACUA
Molecule: messenger RNA, 1568 nt
Organism: Toxotes jaculatrix (banded archerfish)
Lineage: Eukaryota; Metazoa; Chordata; Actinopteri; Toxotidae
Exons: 4
Coding region: 97-891 (264 amino acids)
Source: RefSeq, a predicted model, not a curated record